CGAAGUUGGCAGAGACGUGCCGGCUCGCAGCUCUCAGUGUGCACGCUCCAUCUCUCAAAGGAAAUUUGAUGUAUUAGCAAAAUGUCAUGAAUGCGUCGAGGAUGGAGCGAGCGGGGAGGCGUUCGAAAGCCGGCUCGCUGAGUGGCUUGUCCGGCGGUGCGGCGGGCGGCACGCCGAGCGUGCGCCGGCAGCGCUCGCUCGAAUGGGGCGGCGACCGCUACAGCAGCAGCGACGAUGACCGCCCACAGCAAGCCCCACCGCUCGCCGACCGAGUGUUCGCUUCACUCCUCGCUCAGGCCACCCAGCAGUUUGAUGAUGAACAGCGACGAAUAUAUGGAUCAGAAGGUGGCGAGGAACCUCCUCGUUAUGUCAGCAGCCCUCAGCGUCAAGCAUCACCUUUCCCUCUUGAAAGUACAAACAGAAGGUACUAUAGAAGGAACAGAAACUCUAAAGGUGAAGAGAUAUUUACUGCUGAAGCGGCAGGCGGAACUCUAUCUCGUCGCCGUCGCGCCGAUGACUUUGGAUUGGAUAACACUACAAGGAACCCGCGACACUGCCUUAAUAACGGUCCAACAAGUAAUGUAUCUAAUGAGCGCGAAUGUGAUUCUCCCCCGGAACCAGCACCACCUGAGGUACCUCCAAGAGGUCCUUCCUUGCACGUGACACUGCGACACAGGCCUGUGCCUUGUGAACAGUCUGCUGAACCUGAUCGCCUCUACUUAUCUGAAGAUUUCAAUUAUAAAGAAGAAUUCUGA
Molecule: messenger RNA, 755 nt
Organism: Achroia grisella
Lineage: Eukaryota; Metazoa; Arthropoda; Insecta; Lepidoptera; Pyralidae
Exons: 6
Coding region: 87-755 (222 amino acids)
Source: RefSeq, a predicted model, not a curated record